GAAGUAUUUCGUAUUUAUCUCCCUUGUUGUAACAUUUUUGGAAAAAGCAAGACAGGCUAAAGCUUCAGAAGAUACAUAAUUCAAAUGCCUCUCCCUCAAGCUCUUUUAGCUCGACUUCAAAAGCGAGGAAUUGUUAAGGAUGAGCAAAAAUCAGCUGAUGAAGUAGAAGAGGUUUUUGCAGAAGACUAUGAUGAUCCUGUGAAAGAAGCAGAAUAUGCAAAACCAGCAGACAUUCCUGAACCUCAUACAGAAGAGGAGGAGGAGGAGGAUGAUGAGGAAGAUGGACCUCUCAUCCAUCACAUUCCAGCAUGCCCUAAUAGAUCUAACAAAUACCACACAUGUGUGGAUUACUGCAAAGAGAAGUGGGGAAUGAAGGAAUUUCAGAAAGACUCUGAUAUGAUAAGGAAACGAGAUAGAAUGUUAGGGAAAUAUCCAUUACCAGAUGGUUGGUUAGAAGUGGCUGAUCCAGAAACAAAUAGAUACUAUUACUGGAACUUAGUUACAGAUCAAGUGUCAUGGCUGUCACCUGUACAUCCUUCUGCUCAAAUCACAUUAUCAGCUGACAAAAUACAAGCAAUAUUUGGAGAUUCAGCUAUAGUGAGUAGUCAGGAUGAUGAUUUACAUCUCAGUGACGAGGAGGAGAUGGAUGUUAAUGAUUCAGAGAGUUCACCUAGUAGUAGUUCAUCCAGUGAAUCUGAUUCUGAUGAAGAGUAUGAGAGAAAGCGUCAGCAUACAGAUACUAACAGACAAGAUGACAGGAGAGGUGGCAGAGGAGGAGGUGGGGGAGCUGGUAGAGGAGCUGGCAGGGGAGGUGGUGGUAGGGGUGGCAGAAGGAAUCAAAAUAAAAAAGAAGAACUGGAUCCAAUGGACCCUGCAUCUUACUCUGAAGUAGCAAGGGGCUCUUGGUCAUCUGGACUUGAUAGAGGUAAUGAGGCAAAGACAGGAGCAGACACUACAGCAUCUGGACCUCUAUUCCAACAGAGACCAUAUCCUAGUCCUGGUGAAAUCAUGCGGCGGAAUCAGGCAAACAAAAAUUGACAAGACUUUUCUGCGAUAAGUCAAUCAACUGGACAUAUCAAAUGUGCCUGAAUGAUCUGAGUGAAUGGACACUAUUGACAUGGUGCAAAAAUUUGUUUAACAUCCUCCAUCAGAUUCAGUUAUAGGUGGACUAUUUCAGUAUUUAAAACACUUUUGUUAGACUUGUAAUACGGGGAUAAAGUAGAUCAGGCCAACUUCAAGAGCUCAAACAUAUUCAAAUACAGUGACAUGCUUGAACAAUUUUUUCAUUACAUAUGUAUGUUCAUUCAAUAUUUUCAUUGCAUUUUUUUUGUAUUAAAGUUAGUAUAUCUGUGAA
This is a messenger RNA of Mytilus californianus (California mussel), 1354 nucleotides long. Its product is annotated as polyglutamine-binding protein 1-like. NCBI's taxonomy places the organism in Eukaryota, Metazoa, Mollusca, Bivalvia, Mytilida, Mytilidae. The record is from RefSeq and is a predicted model, not a curated record. The coding region runs from base 85 to 1038 and encodes 317 amino acids. The transcript is spliced from 6 exons. Gene Ontology annotation, molecular function: protein binding.